AUGACAUCUGAAACAUUUACUACUAAGUUUCUAUCUAAUAGCGGAUAUUUUACGAAAUAUGGUUCAAAUUUAUUUGGUUUUGCAGGAACACUCGGUUCUAAACAAGCUAAACAAGUAUUAGCCGAUGUAUAUAAAGUAGAUUUGGUUAUUAUUCCUAAUUCAUGUCAAAAACAAUAUCUUGCAUUGCCUGAUAUUGUAGCAAUUAAUGACAUCGAUUGGUUGAAUGAAAUUUCUUGCUCUGCAAUUAAUGAAUCGAGUGAACAAAGAGGAAUUCUUAUCAUUUGCGAAACAAUCCAAGAUUUGUAA
Molecule: messenger RNA, 306 nt
Organism: Rotaria sp. Silwood2
Lineage: Eukaryota; Metazoa; Rotifera; Eurotatoria; Philodinida; Philodinidae
Source: the annotation of a GenBank genome assembly